Molecule: messenger RNA, 2289 nt
Organism: Penicillium oxalicum
Lineage: Eukaryota; Fungi; Ascomycota; Eurotiomycetes; Eurotiales; Aspergillaceae
Exons: 1
Coding region: 1-2289 (762 amino acids)
Source: RefSeq, a predicted model, not a curated record
AUGUCUUUUGGGAGGCAUGCUUGCCGGCAAGCACUGAAGCCGAAUGCUGUACCGGUCCACGACCAUCUUUGGAUCAGCGAUGAUCUACUUGCAGUCACUUUCCGUCGCUUUGCAAACGGCCAGCGUCGCCAUGGCAGCUGCGUCCCAGGACCCUUGGAGGCGCGACGACGACUAGCCAAGAGACGAAACACAGUUCUUGCAGCUUUUGGAGCUGGGUCGGCUGACGACAUUGCCUGUCUCUUCGGUCGCAAUGGGAGGGAACACAUGAAAUGGACCGACCACCCGUGGCAGAGACCGCAGGCAGAGACUCGAGGUAUGUUGACGUUCGGUUUUGCUUUGAACCCAAAUUUCCAUAUCCAAUACUCAAAGCUUGAAGAUCACAGGGAUUAUUCCGCUACAGUGGCGCAAGCUCCGCUAUCUUUCGAUGACCACAAUCACGGCCUCGUCGACGUCUUUCGCCACUCUGUUCCCCGGCCGCCUUCCCUCAGGGCAGAACCUAUCUCUCGGUCUGACCAGCUGAAAAAGUUCCUGGAAGGAGGUGGUCAUGGGAUCGAAGAGAUUAGGGAUUUCACGCGCCAGCUCCGAAUCGACCUGCAACGAUUCCCGAAAUACAGUCGGCAAAUCCUUGACUAUCUGUUAUCGCGCCCAGUCUUGAACAUGGACCAGGUGAUUCAAUUUUUGGAUGAUCCUUUCCUGAAUACAUGGGGCUCGGGCAAUUAUUAUGCUGCUUUGAGAGUGUUCGUCCAAGCAAAGAUGAAGCGAUCCAGCCGGACGGCUGUGCUUCACUCUGUGUGCCGCGCGCUCGAGUUGGGGCUUGUGCCAACUGAUGAGCUCUGCCAUAUCCUGCAGGCAAUGCCUCGCAUUCUUGUCGAACGAGGUCAGGCUAUGGGGGUGGCAGAUCCAAACGCUGUGGUCAAACACUACCGUGCAAUGUGGAAAGCCAUUGGUCGCUGCACUAUUCUUGGCUACCGUGACUUGGACAGCGAGCUUGUGAACGUCUGGCUUACUGAACUUCUGAAGCUGCGCAGCUUCCGGUUCGCUGAACAAGUCAUUGUGGCCACCCACAAUGCGUCUAUUGAACCCCACUGGCCAGUCAACCUGGUCUUGGCGCAAUUGGCCGAAGCCAAGGCUACUGGCAUCGAGCCAUCUUUUCCGACAAUGCUGAGCCAACUCCAUCCUGAAUGUGGCGCAAAAUGUAUUAUCCAAGUCACUGAGACACUGGCAAUCCCCAAGACGAAGAAUGAGAACCAGGGUCUUCUUGAGCAUUGGCAGAGUUGCCUUGCAAAAUUGACCAACAUUUCUGCUCUUGCAAACUCGCGGGCCUGGCUGGAUGUACCAUUAGCCUACAGCGAGGAAGUUGCGACGACCGAGCUUUCGCCGCCGAUUUCUCAUGUUCAAAAGCAAAUUGUCAGUCGACUCUGGGUGUUGCGCACGUUGAGUCGGUCUUUGGAACCACUACAGGAACAUGGCUCUCGAGCGACAGACCUGCCGCUUUAUUUGAUGCUUGGUCUCUACGAGACGGCUACUAAGAAAACUAGCGGGUCAUUCUUGUCGGACCUGAUGCGCGGAAUUCACAGUCUGAACAUGCCUCACAACGACCUUUUGUUGCUGGCAGUGAACAUGAGACUGAAGAAGAGAAUCAGUAAGACCACCCGCCAAACACUGGAGCGGCUGGAAACCUCGCAAAUUUCUUUGGCAGACGUUUGGACAAAUCCUCCGCUCUAUCAGGGCGUCCGAGCACUGUUUUUUGGCGCAUUUGAUCAAAUGUUUCGCCAUCUGGAUCUCACCAGCUCGGAAAUGGUCGGAGAAUGUCUACGACUCGUCCGUGUUGGUGAUUCCCGGAGUAUUUGGUCCGUGUUGACAAUUCUGCGGAGUCACACGCCCCUCAAGCUCUGCCUCAAUAAAGCCUGGACACCCCUUCCACACCCUGACGAGAAGGCCUUAGUGCGAUAUCAUGGGGGAACUCGGAACAGCCAGACACCAGAUCCUUACUCUGCGGUUGACUUCAUUCACCGGCUUGCUGUCGCGAUCUCGUGCAGUCACAAUUUGACUCCGGCUCGCUCCUUCCAUCUCGUACAUAUGCUGUACGACUAUUUGCGUCGCCAUGGUGGACCUGUUUACCCGUCUCUAGUGCAGGCCAUGUAUCAUGCUGGUAUUGUGCGCUACCGUCGGGAAGGGCGCCGCAUCUCUGCAACGCAAUACGAAUACAUCCUUUGGAUUGUUGACAAGUUCGAGGGGCGUGAGGCCGCCAUGCAUCUCAGAGCGCCGGCGCGGAUUGGAGUUGAGUGA